This is a messenger RNA of Penicillium olsonii, 1296 nucleotides long. The record is from the annotation of a GenBank genome assembly. Lineage: Eukaryota; Fungi; Ascomycota; Eurotiomycetes; Eurotiales; Aspergillaceae.
AUGCCCUUCACAGUCACCAUCAUCGGAGGUGGCAUCGGCGGCCUAGCCCUGGCCAACGGUCUACUGAAUCGAGGCAUCCCCAUCCAGCUCUACGAGGCUGCCUCCGCAUUCACGGAAAUCGGACUGGGUCUGUCCCUCGGCCCGGCGGCUUACCGCGCCCUCCCACUACUUGACCCCGCGUUGCGGGCGAUCUACGAUAGUCUUGUGACGACCCACGCCGACAGUCCUGGGUAUGAAGAGUUUCGAACGACGUGGUUUGAGAUUGUUUGGGGAUGCGGAUUGGAUGAGGGGGGUGUAUUAAUGGAUUUGAAAGCGGAGCCGAGUGGACAGACGGCGUUGAAGAGGGCUGAUUUUGUUAAUGCGCUUGUUCGGCGGGUGCCGAGUGAGUGUGUCCAUUUUGGGAAGAGGUUAGUGGGGAUUGAAGAGGGGGAUGAGGUGAGGUUGCAGUUUGAUGAUGGUGAUGUUGUCAAUGCUGAUGUUGUGAUUGGGUGUGAUGGCAUUCAUUCCAGAGUUAAGGAGUUGGUCUGUCAGUCUGUGCUGCUGCCGAGGUAUAGUGGCAUGUAUGGAUAUCGGGCUGUGCUUGAUAUGGAGGAUGCUGUUGCUGCAGUGGGAGAUAGGCGAGCGAGACUGGCGACGAUGUAUGUUGGGAAGGGCGCAUAUGGCAUUUCCUAUCCGAUCAUGCAGGCCAAGAAGGUCAAUGUGGGGGUCUAUGUGCUCAGUGCUGAGUGGAACCACGACUCUUGGGUGCGGCCUGCAAAGAGGGAAGAUCUGCAGCGGGACACCGAGGGAAUGGGGCGAUAUGUCCAAGCGUUGGCGGAGCGCAUGCCCGAUCCCUCUCAAUGGGCGAUAUUCGAACACCCUCAUAUCUCAACCUAUGCGCGCUCUCGCGUGGCCAUUAUGGGCGAUGCCGCCCAUGCCUCGACACCGCAUCAGGGUGCCGGUGCCGGGCAAGCAAUUGAGGAUGCCCAUGUCCUUGUCGAGUUGUUGAAUGAUGAGCGAGUGAGAAGUGCCGAGGAUGCUGUCUUGGCUUUCCAAGCAUACGACCAUAUUCGGCGCCCACGAAGCCAGCGUGUUGUCACGAGCAGCAAAGAGAAUGCAGACCUUCUUUGCUUGUCCCUGGAAGGGGUCUCUGAUGACCCUGCACGAUUGAGAGAAACGCUCAAUGAGCGCUUUCACUGGCUCUGGGACUUGGACGUUCAGGAUCAGGCUGAGCGGGCGCGCACGAAGAUGAUUGAACUAAUGAACAGCCGGUCAUUUAGCAAUACGAGUCGCUGUCAACCCCGAGCAUCAAUUUGA